Scylla paramamosain (green mud crab) is the source of this 6347-nucleotide messenger RNA. It is a transcript of the gene trbd, whose product is annotated as ubiquitin thioesterase zranb1-B-like. Gene Ontology annotation, molecular function: K63-linked polyubiquitin modification-dependent protein binding; cysteine-type deubiquitinase activity. The coding region runs from base 248 to 2770 and encodes 840 amino acids. The record is from RefSeq and is a predicted model, not a curated record. The transcript is spliced from 11 exons. Gene Ontology annotation, cellular component: nucleus; cytoplasm. NCBI's taxonomy places the organism in Eukaryota, Metazoa, Arthropoda, Malacostraca, Decapoda, Portunidae. Gene Ontology annotation, biological process: cytoskeleton organization; protein deubiquitination involved in ubiquitin-dependent protein catabolic process; protein K29-linked deubiquitination.
CUUGUUUACCAACAGAGGGCUGAGUGACGUCACAAGGGGGAGAACACGGCUGGCAGUCUGGCAAUCCUGAUCUGAGCCUUAGGAUAAGCCAGCCCGACAAUGAUGAGAUAGUGCCUGGGCCAGCCCUGAGAGUGUCUCUGUGAUGGUGAGGUGGUGAGGUUCCGCCCAUUGGGGCCGGACACCCCUUGCCACGCCCCCAGCGCAUGGCUGGGGCACCCCAGUAACCGCCACGCCAGGCUGUGCCACCAUGAGCGACGGCGUCAGCAAGUGGCCCUGCGGGAGAUGCACAUACCUCAACUUUGCCAACGCCAUCCGGUGCACCAUGUGCACGGUGCCCCGCUCCCCCCACCUCAUAGUGGAGGCCGGGGCAGACAUCUACCAGCUGGCCCCGCCCUCACCCGCACCCCGGCCGCCCGAGGGGCCGCCCCCGCAGGACGGAGACAAGUGGGUGUGCCACCUGUGUACUUACCGCAACUACCCGCGUGCCCUGCGCUGCACCCAGUGCCGCACCCCGCGCCUCUCCCUGGCUGACCAGAUGGCCGACCUGUCCCUGGCCAAGCCGGCCACCCCCACCCCAACCACCACGCCCCCCACGGUACCCGUCAUUAUCACCGCCGCCUCCACCACGGGGACCACUGCCUUAGUCCCGCCUGCCCCCUCCAUCACCACUGCUACCACCACCACCACCACCACCACUGCAGCUGCUGCGGCCACCACUGCCAAUAACCGUACUGCCACCCCCACCCAGGGGCGGGCCGCAGCCCAGAGUGGAGGUGGGGCAUCUCAGGGGGCAGGGGCUGAGCACCAGAGUCCUGGGGGAGGGACACCUCCUGGGGGUGCUGGGCGGUGCAGUCCCCAGGGGGCUGGACUCUCCCAACCCCAGACCCGGCCCUGCUCAGAGCCCAGCGUGCCCAGCUACAAGUGGCGGUGCCGUGCCUGCACGUAUGAGAACUGGCCCAAGUCAGGGCGCUGUGUGAUGUGUGCCACUGUCAAGGGUUCCAACUCCUCCUCAGACCAGCCGCAGCCCUCUCGGCUGGCCACCCCACCCCCACCCAGUGAGGGCACACAGUCCCCUGUGGAGGGGGGAGUGGCCCCCAGGACACCAGAACCAGCAGCCGGGGAGGUGCACAUCAUCUGUGAGUCCAGCGACGACCAGCGUGUCGAGAACAACGCCAAGAACAGAGACAACAUCAACGAGAUCAACAAGGCACGCAGCAGUGAGGGGGGGGCGCCCUCCGAGGCCCCCGUCAUUGCUCCCAGGAACCCCACAGACUCCAAGGAGGUCGUGCCCCAGGUGCCAGGGGCCAACACUGCUGCUGCGGGAGGCGGCAGCAUACGGCCGGGGGGGGAAGGCGCCAUGGCUCUCAACAACUAUGAGACAGAGCGCCUGCUGAGGCAGCUGCGGCGGCGGCUGAGGGAGGCCGACUGGGCCUGGCUCAGCGCCUGCAAUGGAGUGGUGGAGGGGAACUAUGAGCCUGUGGAGGCGUACCUCUCAGCCGGUGGUGAUCCCAUGCGGCAGCUGACCAGUGCUGAUGUGAAGCUUUUGUCCCGCUCCUCGGCCUUCGAUGAAGGACACACACUCGUCCACCUGGCCAUAAGGUUUGGCCGUGAAGACCUCCUGGCCACCAUUUUAUCACGGAUGGAUGGUGGUGGCACUGGGGUGAAGAGAGUACCGUCAUAUGUGGCCCCAGACUUGGCCAAUGACAUCCGCCGGCACCUGUCAGCCUCCAUCCGGCAGCGCAAAGGCCCCAUUCCCUGCUACUUUGUCUCAGAGUCCGUCACCUUUUCCCUUCCCGCUGAAAUUGAAGACCUACCCGUGAGUGUGCAAGAGCAGCUGUUUGAGGAGCUGCUAGAUCGUGACGCCCAGAAGCAGCUUGAGGAGGACGCUCCCAUCAUUAACUGGUCCCUUGAGAUCACUGACCGCCUUGGAGCUCGCCUCUACGCCCUUUGGAAUCGUACUGCAGGUGACUGCCUCCUGGACUCCAUCCUUCAGGCCACCUGGGGCGUCUUUGACAGGGAGAACGUCCUCAGGAGAGCCUUGUCAGACAGUCUUUCAGAAGCAUCUCAUUUGUUUUACCCCCGGUGGAAGGAAUAUGAGCGGUGGCAGGCACGUCUUCUCGACUACUACGUCCCAGAAGGCCAGGUGUUGGAGGAGUGGGCUGAGCUUAUCUGCCUCGCCUCCCAGCCUGGCGCCGCACUCGAGCAGCUUCACAUUUUUGUUCUGGCACACAUCCUUCGCCGCCCCAUCAUUGUAUACGGGGUGAAGUGCGUCAAGAGUUUUCGUGGCGAGGACUUGGGCUAUGCGAGAUUUGAAGGUGUGUACCUACCUCUUCUGUGGGAACCAACUUUCUGCUGGAAGUCUCCCAUUGCGUUGGGCUACACCCGGGGACACUUCUCAGCCCUCGUGCCCAUGGAGCCGGACACCCCUGACAACUUGGGUGCCGGGGCCAUUCUGGAUGCGGGGGAGUCCCAGGUUGUGUUUCUCCCCCUUAUGACUCAUGAUGCCAAGCUUCUGCCUGUCCACUUCAUCACCCAGGCUGAGGUUGGGUGUGAGGAGUCGUUACUGCGGCAGUGGCUGGAGGUGUGUGUGAGUGAGGGCGGCGUGCUGGUGGCUCAGCAGCGACUCACCAAGAAGCCGCUGGCUGUGGCCCAGAUGACAGAGGAGUGGCUCAACCACUACCGGAGGCUUGCACAAAUGGAGUGUGCACCGUACCACCGGCCAAUACCCACUCAGGGCUACUCCAGCGAUGGGGAUUCAGAGGAGGAGUAAAGCCUGGGGUGGUCACGACACAACCCAGGAGUGGACACCCUUCAAGGCACACUCGGCAGGCCUGUUUCCCUCCCUCCGUUUCUCUGCUGACCAAGUUGUAGCCAGGACACUUUCCCCUGUGUGUGGAGGGAAGGUGUCUGCUGCUCCCACUGCUGCUGCCAGCCGACCAGAUAGAUCACUAGGGCAUGCCAGUGUUGCCAGUUCUGAGGUGGCUUACUUGUGAUCUUGAUGCUUUAAAUGAAAUUCUCCUUUGUAGGGCGUUGUGAGUGAGGUCCAAUGCUUAAACUGUUCUUGGUAGGGUGUCACACGAAGGAGGUUAAUAGUUUCACUACAAUUCUCCUUAGUAGGACUUUACAAAAAAAAGAAAAAAAGUUUGAUGCUUUAACCAGAUUCCCCCAGUAGGAUAUUAUUAAAAAGUUAUAAUUUGAGAGAGUUUUGUGUGUGGUUAUUAUUUAUAUGAAGGCUUUAUGCUGUUAGAAUUUUGUAAGUUCUAGGCUUUACUUGAAGGAAAAUGUGAUGAUUCUUAAAUUUUCUUAUAUAAGUAGUUAAUUCUUCCCUCAAGUUUGUCAAGAACUUAAGGGAACUUAUUUUCUGGUUCAUAAGUGGGAGAGGUAAUUUGGGAUAAUUCAGCAGCAUUUAGUUUUACAAAAUUUUGUGUUUUUUGUGGAAUUGGGUUGUAGUUGGGAAGAAGCUGAACCAUCUCUCCUCCAGCAUUCCAGAGACAGGAAUGGUGGUGCAGGAGAGACAGACAAUCCUUCCGUUCUGAGACGGUCUUGUUUUCUGAGCAUUGCAAAACGCAUCACUCACCUACUGAAGAAUUGAGCACAAGGAAUGCAAUCCAUUACAUGCUAAGCAACAAGGAACUAUUUAUUUCAGCUGGAGUGCCAAAACCCCUUUACUUUUCCUGGUCAGUACACCACUAAUGAAAGAAACGCAUCUGUGCUUACAUUCUACAUCCAACACGUGCAUGCAGGUGAAGGUGAUAACUGAUAACUGCAUUGUAGCUACUGAUCAACCUUAUGAGAACUCAGCAAAGUGUAGGACUGCUCCAGCUGGUGUGAGGAGUGUGUGUGUUUGAGUGAAUGAGUGAGUAAGUGUGUGUGUGGUAUAGUAUUGCAGGGCAGCCUUGGAGAGGUAUAUUACAGAGAGCUUCACCCAGAAUCCCUCUAUCCUCAUCCUGUCUCUUUCUCCUUUUAUGUCAAUUGGCUGUUAAGUUGUUGUAUCAUAAAAGUAUAUUGUUUGAAUACUUGAAUGACGUAGUUUAAAUGACGAACGAAUUAUCGGACGUAGAGUGAACAGUGGGGAGACGACAAUGGAUGAGGUGUCCUGUGGUGAGCCGGCCACUGACAACCUCUCCUCCCAAUACAGUGAUCUGUAAGUCAGCGGCGUUAAAAGUGCAAUUCGUAUAGGCAUAAUACAUCUUUUUCCAUCUAGUGUGGCAGCUUUUGUUGAUGUACUCCAUCAAGCUAGGAUUAGGGCUAUACAGUAAAGUCUCUGCUCUCUGCAGGUCAAAUUCCUCAGCGUCUCGAUCAGCGUGUUUUGAUUGACGAAUCUCAGUAUUUUGUGCGGUAGACAGUACCUCCAAUUCUGAAUGUGGCAGGAUGUUGUGCUGCUGGUGCCUGCAGGGUGGCUGACACGUGCAGUUGCUUUGUGUGUGCAGCAGCAGCCAGCACCAUUGCCAGUACUGUACAAUUCAUGCCUGUAUAUAAGUGAGUCCAGCUGAGGAGACUUGACUGUGCAGAGAAAUGCUGAGCUGCAUUUUUGAUUUCCUGUCAUGCUGCCAGCAGACAAUACAAACCAGCAUUUGACACUUGCAUGGACAUUGCAUACAGAAAGGUUAGACUUAAUACAUGGAUUACAUGGACUUCAGGAAAGUUAAUCAGUAUUCCGGGUAACUCAAGUUGCUUAAGCUGAACGUGACGCAUCAGCCAGCCGUGGGAAUGACAACGUUUGCCAUAACAACACAGCGUAAUCCUUUAUGUCAUGAUUUGGUUGUGAGUAAUAUUUAUCAGUAUUUCCUGGACUCUGUCUUGCAUUGCUUGGUAUGUUAAUAUCAGAUAACCGCAUUUAACUCCUUUCUUUGAGCACAAACAUUAAGUGAAAGUUUUCUCCAGUGCAACAGUUCUCCAGAUGAAGUGUUUCAGUCCCUGGUGUAGCAAGUCUUGCAUUAGCUGUUCUGACGCUCCCUGCCCAAGCUGUGCUGAGUGAGGGAACUCUGAGAACACAUCCUCUCAAAUAUAGUACAAUGAAGUAAAUGUAUAAAUAUAUUUGAAUGUGUUGGAGAAUCCCUCCCAGACAGCAGGUUGAGGGAGGUGUGCAGGACAGACACGAUACAUGACACAAGAUACUCUAUAGCCAGGCAGUUGCCAAAGGAAAUUUUGUCCGUUUGUUUUGGCUACCCAACCCGACUUAUGUUGCUCCCUCCGUCCAUGUCACCACUCCACUGUGUUGUGUUAGUUUCUCCGGGCACCGUCAUGUCAGUUGUCUCGCAGCUUUACGGCCAGCCUCCUGGUUCUACCGUGUAAAUAUGUACAGCUCCAAACAUUACUUUCUGGUCAUUUUUAUGGAUUUUUCAAUAAUUCCCCCAAAAUAGGUCUGAAGUUCUUAAUUAUGGUAUUACAGAGAUUCUUCCAAACAAUAAUUAUUUCUUUAAACUUUAUCAAUAGCUAAUAUAUUUCUAUACAAUUUUCUUUGUCUUUGGGUCACCAGCACUCAGCUACAUGGUGCACGUAACCUUGUAACUGAUCAAGAAAAAUUAAGAUGUAGUUAUAAUACAAAAAACACUGCUUUUGCCUUCGAAAGAACAGAAUUCUGGGGCAAUUGGUCGACAAUUUGAGUUCAGUUUGAACCAUUAGAAAAAGGCAAUCAUAUGAUGUCACUCUGUCUUUGUUGUGGGUUGAGAGCAGUGUUUGGAGGAGCGGGAGCCCGGCGCUCAGGUUGUGUCUGUACAGCAGCGCCUUGCCUCACCAUCGCUCGUGGCUUCUCCAUGGUUACAGUACAAACCAAGAACACAGUGGGAGGAAAUCUGAGGAACAAGAGCCUUUUGCUGGGAUUCGCGACGCUCGACGUUACAAUACAAACACAAAGUGAAGAGUGUCCUGACGUCCCUGGGUGGUUCCUUGAUUUCGCCCCAUACACUUAGCUGUCAGAACUGUACAGUGGAAUUUUUGUAGUUUUGUCAGAGUCCUGUAGAAUUAUGGUCAUUUAUGCAUGAUGUGAUGAUGUGCAACGGCCGUGCUGAUUUUAUAAGGAGUAGUUUUAACCCUUGAUAAUGCAUAAUGGCUAGAUGUUUGUAAACUUUUCUGCUCUGAACCUUCUUGAGGGAAAAGCUCAAAUAUGGAAACUGAAAAUUUCCAGUGACUUUUUCAUGGCAAGACUAGCCACCCAAAAGAAUAGUGUGUCUGUUUGUCACCAAGUCUGCCUGGCUAUAUUAGAAAUUAACUACAUGUUCAACAUAUAUGUUAUAUCACAGUUCUAGAAAGCUAACCCCACCAUGUAGUGUAUCUCCAGUGGAUUGUUUAUCAGAAAUUGUUAUGUAUAUAUAUAUAAUGAAAAUAUACAGAAUGCUUAAAAAGGA